Molecule: messenger RNA, 2267 nt
Organism: Poeciliopsis prolifica (blackstripe livebearer)
Lineage: Eukaryota; Metazoa; Chordata; Actinopteri; Cyprinodontiformes; Poeciliidae
Product: hydroxycarboxylic acid receptor 2-like
Exons: 3
Coding region: 153-1214 (353 amino acids)
Biological process (GO): G protein-coupled receptor signaling pathway
Cellular component (GO): membrane
Molecular function (GO): G protein-coupled receptor activity
Source: RefSeq, a predicted model, not a curated record
AAAACGCAACCGGGCAACCUGACAGGAACAUCUUCCCCCCACCCCUCCCAGUAGAAACUAUAAAUACACCAGUGAAGGUCAUUCAUCCAUCCAUAUCUUCCUGCAGCUCUUUAUGAAUGAAACAGUUCUACUGUUUAAUGUUAUUUUGAGAAAUGGCCCCACAACCAAACUUCACCACAGUUUCAACUCCUGUCCCUGGGGGUGGCGGAUGCCCGCCUGUCGGCAUCCAGCUGGAGGGCCUCAUCAUGCCUCCGGUCCUCAUCAUCGACGUCGUACUGGGGCUCAUCGGAAACCUGGUGGCGCUGUGGAUCUUCUGGUUUAAGUCGAAGGCCUGGAACCCCAACACCCUGUUCCUCUUCAACCUGGUCAUCGCUGACUUUUUUGCCCUGGUGAGUCUGCCCCUGAGGAUUGAUGCCCUGCUCAGGGGCCACUGGGUGUUUGGAGAUGGCAUGUGCCGGAUCAACCUAUUCCUGAUGUUCUCCAACCGAUCGGCCAGCAUCGCCCUCAUGACCGUGGUGGCAAUUUAUCGAUACUUCAAGGUGGUCCACCCUCAUCAUCGCUUCAACCGCAUGACCAAGCGGCAGGCUGCAUUUGUCUCAGCAUUCGUCUGGCUGUUGGUCAUCAGUCCUCGGGUUCCCAUGCUGGCGUACAACCACAUCAAGGGUAAAGGCGAGAAGACCCAGUGCUUCUUCUUUACAUCCUACAAAGAGGCAUCCCACGCCAUUAUCGUCCUGGUGGGCAUGCACCGUAUUUUGACGGUGGUGGAGUUCGUCAUCCCCAUGGCCAUGCUGCUGUUCUGCUCCAUCCGAAUCUCCAGCUUCCUGAAGCAGAGGCAGAUGGGAAAACCUGACAAGGUGCGCAAGGCCAUGAGAAUGUGUGCCGCCAUCGUGGCUGUGUUCAUCGUGUGCUUCCUCCCCACCACGGUGACCACGAUCGGUGUGUGGGUCAUCCGCUCCUACCGGCCAUGGGACUGCGCCGCUUUCUACACCUUUACUCAACUCACUAUCGUGUCGUUGGGCCUAAACUUUCUGAAUUCGGCUCUGGACCCUAUCGUCUACAUCUUCUCCAGCUCUAUGUUCAGGAAGGCGCUCUUGGGACUCGUACCCUGUAGAAAGAAUGAAGGCCAGAACACGGAGUCUUCAUCGGGAACCCAAAGCACCGCCCAGCAGGAGCUCAAGUCCUUGAGGACUGACAGAGGCAAUGAAGCCAUUUAAUGAGCAAGACCCCAGUUGUAGUGACAGAACAAUAGCUUUGAUCUUAUGUAGCUAAACCUAGUGAUAAAUUAAAUCAUGCAAAGGUUCUUCUACAAACAGCUUUAUGCAGUUUGACAAUCAACUCAAUGUUUUUUUUCAUAAAUACCACAUUGACUAACAAAUAUUAGGCUGAAGCUACAUAGCCCAAGCUUAGCUUUUCCCCAAUUUAUUGUGAUGCUGAGUGCUGAGGUUAGUACACCAGCUUAAGGACCUGGGAUUUGGAGCAUGUGAGGCAUUUUUUGACACAAGAAUUGACAUCCUAAAAUGUUAACAUCCUGGCAAAUAAAAAUCUCCAUCGGGGACAGUCAGGUGGAUCACAGAGAAAGCUGUUCAACAAGUAAAUGGACCUUAGGAAGAUGACGUGUGCCAAGGUUGCUGAACAUGCCAUUGCAUGCCAAUGCCUGCUGUGAAGGUCUACUAUUACUUCAAGGAGAGAGAUGACCUCUCAGACACAAUGAGUGGUUGUUGUUCUUUAAAGAGAAAUACCAGGAAUUGAUGCACUGCUGUGCAUCAGUUUAUGGUCCACGCUGUGUAAAAAAGGAAGUUACUCAAGAAGGAGCUGUGUGGCAGUCGAUGACGUACCAGGGUUUCCAUGAACACAGUGGUUUGGCCUCACAAUCAGUCCCAAAGUGCUGUCAUCAAAUCUCUGCUGCCAUUGUUGCGAGAGCAUUUGGCCAAAUAACACACAUGAGGAGCCAACAAGAACUGUCACAACUCCAUGAUGCCACUUAGAAAUAACCCAUAACUCUGUUUUUCUUUGUGCACGGGUCCCUUUUGAAACUUUGUUAUUUUGAAAUAUAUUUUGUCUUUUGUAAAUUUCCCACAAUAUAUCUUGUAUUUUUUUGUUGCGUACAAUCAUGAAGGACAAAAAAAGUUAUUAAAUUCUUUUGUAAUGUAUUGUACUUGUCAGUUGUUUAUUACUCAGUUACUGUGGAGCCACUCACGACAUGCACAUUAAUAAAAUGAAGGUAAUGAAGGUUGAAUUGAUGUAUAGCUAACUGAAUUGUCCAAAAA